AUGGCGUCGGAUGGAGGCACGGCGGGGGAGGAUCCGCUGUGCGUGGAGCUACCCGAGCGGCUGGCCAUCCUGCCGUUCCGCAACCGCGUGCUGCUGCCGGGGGCUAUCGUCCGCAUCACGUGCUCCGAUCCUAGCAGCGUGCGGUUGGUGGAGCAGGAGCUGUGGCAGAAGGAUAAGCCCGCGCUGAUUGGAAUCGUACCCGUUAUAGAGCCUCCUGCUUCCGCGGAUAGCACUGGUAGUGGUGCUGCUGCUAGCGGUGCUGCUGCUAGUAACGGAGCUGCUAAUGGCGGUGAUGGAAACGCGGAAGGAGGAACCGGAGGAACAGGAGGGACUGGGGAGAAGGCAGGGGGUGGGGAAGGGGCGCCUACUAGUAGCGGUGAGGGAAAGGCGGUAGUGCGCGUGUGGGGGCCCAGCGGGCCAGAGGAGAUGGCAGGGGGAACGCCAAGGCUGCUGCUGGAAGACGUGAAGUGGCACCCCAGGGGCGUGGCAGCACGAGCGCUGCAUGUGGCUAAGGGCGUGGAGAGGCCCACAGGCCGGGUGACGUAUGCGGUGGUGCUGCAGGGCGUGUGUCGCUUUGCUAUCCUCUCAAUCAACUCGCGAGGGCCAUACCACGUGGCUGGGGUGUCUCAACUCGAUGCCACUCCCCAGGAGGCGGACCGUGUGAGAGGGGAUGACGAGGUGAGGCGGUUGGGAAGGCAGCUGCUGCGAGUGGUGGAGGAGCUAGCACGGGUGAUGGAGCAGGAGAAGCAGCGGCAGGUGACAGGGCUGAGAAAAGUAGCAGCAGAGUCCCAGCAGGCAUCGGCCGGGGAGAUGCAGAGGCUGGCAGAUAUGCUCGUGGCCAGCGUGGAGGGCGGGCUGGCAGCGCGCCUGGCGAUGCUGGACGCGGUGAACCCGCGGAUGAGGCUGCAGCUCGCUGCUGCUAUUAUUUCCCUGCACCUGGAGAAGCUUCGCCUGGUGCAGCAAGCCAGCAGUGGCGGCAAGAAGAAAAAACCCUCUUCUUCUGCCACCAAGCCCCCUUCGCUGCAGCUCGGCCCCCCUCCCCCCUCCUCCUCUUCUGCCACUUCUGAAGGAAAGGGCAGUGGUGGAGGUGAGGGGAAGGAGCGUGGGGGGGCGGCAGGGGAUGGUGAGGAGGGGGAGGAAGAGGAGGAGGAGGAUGAUGACGAUGAUGAUGACGUGGCGGUGCUUGAGAGGCGCAUGAAGGAGGUGAAGAUGCCUCCCAACGUGUGGCGCCACGUGCGACGUGAAUUGAAGCGGCUUCGCAAGAUGCAGCCGCAGCAGCCGGGCUACAGCACAACCCGGCAGUACCUGGAGCUUCUCAGCGACCUCCCCUGGGGAAUUUCGUCUCCCAUUACUGCUGCUGGUGGUGGUUCUACUGGUGGCAGCAGCAGCAGCGCGCUGAUAGACGUGGCAGCAGCGAGGGAGCAGCUGGACAGGGAGCACUUUGGGCUGGAGAGGGUGAAGCAGCGCAUUCUCGAAUACAUCGCCGUCAGGAAGCUCAAGCCUGACGCCACGGGCCCUGUGCUGUGCUUCGUGGGACCCCCUGGCGUGGGCAAGACUUCCCUGGUCUCCUCUAUCGCCAAGGCCCUUGGGCGCAAGUUUGUGAGGAUAGCGCUGGGAGGGGUGAAGGACGAGGCGGAUAUCAGAGGGCACAGGCGGACGUACGUUGGGAGCAUGCCUGGCAGGCUGAUUGAAGGGGUGAAGCGUGUGGGGGUCAACAACCCAGUCAUGCUGCUGGAUGAGAUUGACAAGACGGGUGCUGAUGCCAGGGGUGACCCUGCUGCUGCUCUCCUGGAGGUGCUGGACCCCGAGCAGAACAAGUGCUUCCAGGACCACUACUUAGGAGUUCCCUUUGAUCUCUCGCGGGUGGUGUUUGUGGCGACGGCCAACCGUGCAGCACCCAUCCCAGCCGCUCUGCUGGACCGCAUGGAGGUGAUCGACCUGCCGGGCUACACCCCGGAGGAGAAGCAGCGAAUCGCCACACGCCACCUCAUCCCGCGCGUGCUGGAGCAGCAUGGCAUCACCAAGCGCCACCUCCAAAUAUCUGAUCACGCAGUGGAGUUGCUCAUAACGCGCUACACAAGGGAGGCGGGAGUGAGGAAUCUGAGCCGCCUGCUGGCAGCACUGGCCAGGCACGCUGCCGUGCAGGUGGCCCAGUCCAACCGCUGCAUCCGCGUGGCGAGGGAAGUGGGGGGGUCCCCCCCUACCCCUGGGACUGCCUCUAUCACUGGACCUGCCGAUGCACCCAGCUCUGCUGCUCCUACUGCGACAUCUGACCCGCUGGCGGCAGCAGCAGCAGUGGGGGACGCCAAGGCGGAGCUCGAGAUGGAAGUGGAGGCGAUAGGCAUGGAGGGCAAGGAGGUGGCGGCAGUGAUGGCGGAUUCAGACCCCAUGGAGGUCACAGAGGAGAUGCUGGAGAAAGUGCUUGGGCCUCCUAAGUUUGACGGCAGGGAGGCAGCAGAGAGGGUGGCAACCCCAGGAGUGGCGGUGGGUCUGGUGUGGACAGCAGUGGGGGGCGAAGUGCAGUUCGUUGAAGCAACAGACAUGGUGGGGAAGGGAGAGCUGCAUCUGACAGGACAACUCGGAGACGUCAUUAAAGAAUCGGCCCAGAUUGCUCUCACUUGGGUCCGUGCCAGGGCAGCAGAGUUCUUCCCACCACCGCCUACCUCCACCCCUCCCUCCUCCUCUCCUCCGCCAUUCACCCCAUCAGACCAUCCAUUUGACGACACCACACCUGCUGCUGACCACCUCCCCCCUCUCGGCCCUUACGGUGCUGUCUCCUCCUCCCCUGCAUCUGCCCCUACCGUCGUCCCCACCAUCAUGCCGUCCUCCUUCGCACCUCCUGUCACUUCUCCUACUCCUGCUGCUGCUGCUGCUGCUGCUGCUGCUGCUGGUACUUAUGCUACUGCUGCUUCUCGCACUGCUGCUCCCUCUUCUUUUGCAGCAGUUGCUGCUGCUCCCUCCGCCACUGCUGCUUCUGCUUAUGCCAGCAUGGCCUACCCAAGCACUGCUUCUGUUACCAACGGCAAGAGCAGCAGCAGCAGCAUCCGCCGAGGCAGCAACAGCCCAUCUUCAACUGGACCCGUGCCUCUACCACGCAAUCUCAUGGAGGGGCGAGACAUUCAUAUCCACUUCCCUGCAGGUGCUGUGCCCAAGGAUGGCCCUUCGGCCGGUGUUACGCUGGUAACCGCGCUCGUGUCUCUCCUCUCCAACCGCUGUGUGCGGUCCGACACGGCCAUGACGGGCGAGCUCACGCUCAGGGGUUUGGUUCUGCCUGUUGGGGGCGUCAAGGAGAAGAUUCUCGCUGCCCAUCGCUGCGGCAUCAGGCGAGUUAUUCUGCCCGAAAAGAACAUCAAGGAUCUCCAGGAGGUGCCGGCUGCUGUGCUGGCAUGCAUGGAGAUCCUUCCAACGAAGCGAGUGGAAGAAGUGCUUGAAGAGGCGUUUGAGGGCGGCAGUCCCAUCGGCCCUCGCAGCCUGCUCCUUUUUGUCGUGAUUUUGAUCCACCUCCAAGGUGUAGUUCGUGAAUUGUUCGCGAAUGCGUUCGUUGCUGACUCGCAACCGCAAAUCCGUCAACUCCAAGGUCGUCCGAAUGACGUGGCCGAGAAGCUGGCUGACGCGUCGUUGGCCGACAGCGCACCAGCAGCCGACGCCGCUGCUGCAGCUUCCGCGAAACCUGAGAAAGCCGCUAAAGCGAAGGGUGCAGACAAGGGCGCCGACAAAGCCGCUGCCGCCGCGGCUGCCGCUGCGAAAGAGGCGGCGAAGAUCGCGCCGGAGAUUCAGGCGUUUUUCAAGAGGCGGAUCGAGAUGUUCGAGGCGCUUCAGAAGGAGCAGGCAGAGCAGAGGGCGAAGAUCGCUGGCGAACCGAUCAAGAUCACCCUGCCCGACGGUGCUGUGAAGGAGGGCAAGAAGUGGGAGACCUCCCCGAUGGACGUGGCCAAGGGCAUCUCGCAGGGACUCGCCAACAGCGCCAUCAUCUCCAAGGUGGAUGGCGUGUUGUGGGACAUGUGCCGGCCCCUGGAGGGCGACUGCUCGCUGCAGCUGUUCACGUUUGAGGAUGACGAGGGCAGGGACACCUUCUGGCACUCCAGCGCUCACAUUUUGGGAGAGGCUCUGGAGCAGGAGUAUGGGUGUCACCUGUGCAUUGGGCCUUGCACCACGCGAGGCGAGGGAUUCUAUUAUGAUGCUUUCUACGGGGACCGUACCCUUAAUGACGAGCAUUUCAAGGCCAUUGAGGGCAAGGCAGGCAAGGCCGCCAAGGAGAAGCAGGCGUUUGAGCGGAUUGAAGUCACCAGGCAGCAGGCGCUCGAGAUGUUUGCCGAUAACCCCUUCAAGGUGGAGAUCAUUAACGAGCUGCCAGAGGACAAGACCAUCACUGUGUACCGCUGUGGGCCGCUGGUCGACCUGUGCCGUGGUCCCCACAUCCCCAACACUUCCCAUGUUAAGGCCUUUGCCUGCCUCAAGGCAUCAGCAUCGUACUGGAGGGGGCAGUCUGAUAGAGAGAGUUUGCAGCGAGUGUACGGUAUCUCGUAUCCUGACAGCAAGAAGCUCAAGGAGUACCUGCACGUGCUGGAGGAGGCCAAGAAGCGGGAUCACCGUGUGGUGGGGCUUGCACAGGAGCUCUUCUUCUUCCACCCGCUCAGCCCUGGGAGCUGCUUCUUCCUGCCGCACGGCGCGCGGAUAUACAACAAGCUGGUUUCGUUCAUUCAGGGCGAAUACAGGAAGCGAGGCUAUCACGAGGUCGUGACGCCCAACAUGUUUAAUAUGGAGCUGUGGAACAUCUCAGGCCAUGCGGCCAACUACAAGGAGAACAUGUUUGUCUUUGACGUUGAGAAGCAGGAGUUUGGACUCAAGCCAAUGAACUGCCCCGGCCACUGCCUCAUGUUCGCGCAUAGGGUGCGCUCCUAUCGAGAGCUCCCACUGCGAUUCGCUGAUUUCGGCGUGCUUCACCGCAACGAGCUCAGUGGCGCUCUCACUGGCCUGACACGCGUGCGAAGGUUCCAGCAGGAUGACGCCCACAUCUUCUGUGAGGAGAGCCAGGUGGAGGCGGAGGUCAGUGACGUGCUGGACUUCCUGCAGACUGUCUACGGCAUCUUUGGCUUCACGUUCGACCUGGAGCUGUCCACGCGCCCAGAGAAGCACCUGGGGGAGGUGGAGACGUGGGACCGCGCCGAAGCCGCCCUCACCAAGUCUCUGAACGCCUUCGGGCGGCCGUGGCAGAUCAACGCGGGCGACGGGGCGUUCUACGGGCCCAAGAUUGACAUCACGGUGUAUGAUGCGCUCAAGAGGAAGCACCAGUGCGCCACCAUCCAGCUCGAUUUCCAACUGCCCAUCCGCUUUAAGCUGGAAUACUCUGCUGACGAUGACGCUGCGGGCAGGAAGCGGCCGGUCAUCAUCCAUCGUGCCAUCCUGGGUUCAGUCGAGCGCAUGUUUGCCAUCCUGCUGGAGCACUUCGCUGGCAAGUGGCCCUUCUGGCUGAGCCCCCGCCAGGUCACCGUGUGCCCCGUCUCUGAAAAGUACUCGCAAUACGCCACCAAGGUUCGUGAUGAGAUCCAUGCUGCCGGCUUUGACGUCGAGGCUGAUCUCUCUGACAGGAAGCUUCAGAAGAAGGUGCGGGAGGCCCAGCUGGCUCAGUUCAACUACAUUUUGGUGGUGGGAGCGGAGGAGGAGGCACAGGGCUCGGUGAAUGUACGCACACGAGACAAUGUGGUUCACGGCACAAAGUCCAUUGCCGAAUUCAUUGAGGAGCUUAAAGCCGAGGCUGCUGCUCACGUGCUUUAUUAUCACGCCUCCUUCCCUCCCAACCCCUUCUUCCUUUCCUUUCUUCUCUGGCUUCGGCUUCCUUCCCCCUCCUCUCUCUGUUAUCCUCCAAUUCCCCUUACUGAGGUACAAAGCGGUGCUGAGCGGUUGAGCAAGAUGCAGAUCUUCGUGAAGACCCUGACGGGCAAGACCAUCACUCUCGAGGUCGAGAGCAGCGACACCAUCGACAAUGUCAAGGCCAAGAUCCAGGACAAGGAGGGCAUCCCUCCCGACCAGCAGCGGCUGAUUUUCGCCGGCAAGCAGCUCGAGGACGGCCGCACGCUUGCGGACUACAACAUCCAGAAGGAGUCGACUCUGCACUUGGUGCUGCGGCUGCGUGGAGGAAUCAUCGAGCCUUCUCUCAUGGCGCUCGCUCGCAAGUACAACGCCGAUAAGAUGAUCUGCCGCAAGUGCUACGCCCGCCUGCACCCGCGCGCUGUGAACUGCAGGAAGAAGAAGUGCGGCCACACGAACCAGCUGAGGCCCAAGAAGAAGAUCAAGUAG
This is a messenger RNA of Closterium sp. Yama58-4, 6297 nucleotides long. The record is from the annotation of a GenBank genome assembly. Lineage: Eukaryota; Viridiplantae; Streptophyta; Zygnematophyceae; Desmidiales; Closteriaceae.